AUGUUCAAUGUGCUGAACGGCUCCGGGAAGGGAAGGGCUCGGGCCCUCGAGCACCGGAGAACGUUUUCCACGCUGGAUAAUCCCCCAGAAGAUACAAGGCUGCCAUUUCAGUUGAACAAGGCCGUGUCACUAGAGAAUCAAAAGAAAAUGGGCAGCACCGACUGGACAAUGAGGGCUGCACAAUGGGAUCCUACUCAACAAAUGGCCGUGGUAAAUAUCAUUCCCUUACCGAAGCCUGGGCCGAACCAAAUGCUUGUCAAGAUGGCUUCAGCCUCAUUAUGCCAUUCGGACUUGAUGUCGAUCAACAGACCCAACCUCACCGACCCGUCUGCAAUUGGCCAUGAAGGUGCUGGCUACGUUUACCAGCUGGCGAUCGCCGGGUUUGGGGAUUUUGGCUUCUUUCAAGAGUAUGCCGCUGUGGAUUUGCAGGAUAUUAUUCACUUGCCAGAGGCUCUGGAUCCAAAGAAAAGCUCGGCCAUUUUUUGCGCGGGUAUCACUGCUUUCCAUGCUGUCGACGCUUGCGAUUUGAAGAAGGCGCAAUGGCUUGCAGUUGUCGGAGCUGGGGGUCUGGGCCAGCUUGCUACACAAUACGCAAAGGCAAUGGGCUUCCAGGUGAUCUCGAUAGAUAUUAAUGACAAUGCACCCCAGGCCUGCGAGGAGCAAGGCGCAGAUUUCAUAAUCAACUCCACAUCACAAGCAAACGCAUACAUCGGAGAGGUGAAGAAUCUGACAAGCGGUGGUGUACAUGCUGCUGCUGUGUUCAGUGCGGCCACAGUCGCAUAUAAGGGGGCGCCAGCCUUGAUCCGGCCAGGUGGUGUUUUAAUGGUAGUCGGUAUUCCUGCUGACUCUCUUCAAGCUUCAGCUAUGGAUCUUGUCAUUGGAAAUUAUCGAAUCAGGGCUGAAAGUACCAGCAUUCCCCAGAGAAUGAAAAAAAAGCAGUGGAUUUCACAGCCAAGCAUCAAAUUUUACCCCAGGUGGAGGUAUUGCAAGACGGCCUAG
Penicillium malachiteum is the source of this 999-nucleotide messenger RNA. RefSeq lists its product as uncharacterized. The transcript is spliced from 4 exons. Gene Ontology annotation, molecular function: oxidoreductase activity. The record is from RefSeq and is a predicted model, not a curated record. Lineage: Eukaryota; Fungi; Ascomycota; Eurotiomycetes; Eurotiales; Aspergillaceae. The coding region runs from base 1 to 999 and encodes 332 amino acids.